AUGGUCAUUACGACGACUGUUGUGGUCCCUCAAUCGCCCACAAAUGAUCCUAUUUCUGGUUCAAAUAUUGGACACGGCGGCGGCGCCGGCAACGGCCCUGACAGCGGAUCGAAUGGUAGUCCUGGCAGCAAUCCGAACGGGGGAUCAGGCGGCAGUGAUAAUGCAAGUACUGCGGACGGACCAUAUAGUAACAAUGGUGUUGACGAACAAGAUCACGCUCCUCCCAUAUGCUCAGGGCCGACCUGUCCUCCACUGACAAGCACCCCAGGAAAUCCAGGUGGAGAAAGUGCAUGCACAGGAGUUGGAUGCCCUUCAAACCGCCCAGGGAGCGGCCAAAGCACUGGAACUGACAACAGUAACGGAGAUUGCACAGGGUUGGGAUGUCCAGCGGGCAACUCCCCGGGCAGCCGUCCAGCUCCGUAUGGAGCCUCAUCAGACAACAGCAAUGGAGCUGUACCGCCUGAUGAUGACGUCGGCGAAGGAGACGAUGGCAUUGCUGCCAGAGUAGCCCCAAUUGCAGGCGGAUGGUCAUAUCUCGGAUGCUUCAACGACAAUCCGCAGCGAACGCUGGACUGCGACCCAAGAGACUACUACGCAGGCAACAUGUCCAAUGAAAAGUGCGUUGCAUACUGCGACUCGAAGGGCUUCAAACUCGCAGGUACUGAGUAUCAUCGGGAGUGCUGGUGCGGCAACGUGUUCCAAAACGCCAAGCGCCUUCCUGAUAUGCAGUGUCGCAUGGUCUGCGAUGGCAACCCGGCCGAGCUCUGUGGCGGAUCUUGGGCUCUUACAGUCUACAGUAAAGAUGGCACGGCGGUCAACCGACCAGCGGAUACGAAUGAGGUGGGCUCGUACGGUGGUACGUCUGGCGAGAAGCGAGCCAGGGGUAUGUAUGACGCAAACUACUCUGAGAACCCAGGGCCAACGCCUGUCACGACACUCGUUACUGCGGCUCGUCCGGCUGGUUUCGCACCUCAGCCUCAGACUACCGGACUACCGAGCGGCCCUAGAUUAUUUACUGCCAGGAUCAUGGGGGUCUAA
Verticillium nonalfalfae is the source of this 1038-nucleotide messenger RNA. RefSeq lists its product as uncharacterized. The transcript has a single exon. NCBI's taxonomy places the organism in Eukaryota, Fungi, Ascomycota, Sordariomycetes, Glomerellales, Plectosphaerellaceae. Bases 1 to 1038 code for a protein of 345 amino acids. The record is from RefSeq and is a predicted model, not a curated record.